This is a messenger RNA of Centropristis striata (black sea bass), 2252 nucleotides long. It is a transcript of the gene nufip1, whose product is annotated as nuclear FMR1 interacting protein 1. The record is from RefSeq and is a predicted model, not a curated record. Gene Ontology annotation, cellular component: nucleus. The transcript has 10 exons. Gene Ontology annotation, molecular function: RNA binding. The coding region runs from base 120 to 2060 and encodes 646 amino acids. NCBI's taxonomy places the organism in Eukaryota, Metazoa, Chordata, Actinopteri, Perciformes, Serranidae. Gene Ontology annotation, biological process: box C/D snoRNP assembly.
UUUUAAAUUAUUAUUAUUAAUUUUUGUCUGUUUGUCCUUCCGGUUCUGGCGGAAGUGACGCAGAAUGUAAACGAGCAAAACAUCCACAUGUGACCAGCGUGUUGGACCCAUAGAAGUCUAUGGUCGCUUCAUUAACAUCUUUAUCUUUAUUAAACUCCUCUAAAGGACCGGAGAGACCCCCAUACGGACCACCAGACCCCCGGACGGACCCGGACCGGAGGAUGACCGACCCGGGACUCUACCCUCCUCCGGACUUCGGCGGCCCGGCCCCGGCGCCCCUCCAGCGGCCCCGGAGCGGCUUCCAGCCCGGCAUGUGGAGCUGGGCCGAGCCGGCCUCGGAGCCCGCCUGGGACCGCUGGACCUCCGGACCGGCGGCCUGGACCCCCGGACCAGCGGGCUGGAACCCCGGACCCGGUCCCGGACCGGCCGCUGGGUCCGGCUUCUACCAGGGACAGCAGCACGGGCCAAACUUUCAGCGUGAGUGGCAUCGAGGAGGAUUCAGACAGAACUACGGAGCCCACAACCACCACAGAAAGCAGAAACAGAAGAAAGAAGCAGAGUUUUCUCAUUUCUGUGACACGUGCGACCGCGGCUUCAAGAACCAGGAGAAGUACCAGGAGCACGUCUCUCAACACGUCAAGUGCUCCGUGUCUGACUGCAGCUUCAUGGCUCAUGAGAAGAUCGUCAGCAUCCACUGGAAGAACAACCACGCGCCCGGAGCCAAGAGGAUCAAACUGGACACGCCGGAGGAGAUCGCCAAGUGGAGAGAGGAGCGCCGCAGAAACUUUCCAACCCUGCAGAACAUGGAGAAGAAGAGGAGAGUGAUGGAGGUCCGGGAGGAGACGGGAGCCGUCCUGGACACGCCUCAGUUUGGGAGGAUGAGAGGACGGGGACGGGGACGGGGACGAGGACGGGGUCGAGGCUGGGGUCCCAGAGGCUCCCAGGGGGGCCCUCCUCGGGACCCCCGGGGCCCUCAGCCCUCAGACGGGCCCCUGGCCCCCCGGGCCCCGGGGCCCUGCAGGGACGGGGACCCUCUGGGAGCUUUGGCCAGCAGUGAUCACGACUCGGACCGGGAGGACCCGGCUCCGGGGUCCGGGGCCCCUGGUCUGGUUGUGGCUCCCAAACAGCUGAGCUCUGCUCUGGGCUCGCUGAUGGCCAACUACGGCUCCAUGAGCGAGAGUGAAGAGGAACCAGAGGCCGUCCCCAUCCAGAGAGCUAGAGACCUGGUCCAGGAGAACAGAGCCCUGCUACAGACCGUAGAGCUGAACUCUCAGGACUCUAACAGCCAGGAGAGAUCUGCCAAGACAAACACAAGAUUUCACACACCAGACCACAGCAGAGGAAGAGGAGGAGGAAGAGGAAGGGGGAGAGGAAGAGGAAGAGGAAGAGGAGGAGGCCAGGACUCCCCUCAGGCCCGUCGAGCCACUCUCCUGGAGAUGCUCCUGGCUUCAGAUAUUCGCCACGAGAGGAACGUGCUGCUGCAGUGUGUCCGCUACGUCGUCUCCAACAACUUCUUUGGGCUGGAGAUGAAGAACGAGACGAAGAGGAGAGACACACCGGUUGUCCUGAAAACUGUCCCGGCUGCAGAGCAGAAGGAGGAGCAGAAGCCUCGGAGACGAUCAGCAGCAGGAGGAGAUGAAGAGGAUCUAGAAACAACCUCAGAUCCUCCUGCAGCGUCUUCAGAUCCUCCUGCAGCAGCGUCUUCAGAUCCUCGAGUAGCUUCUUCAGAUUCUCCUGCAGCGUCUUCAGAUCCUCCAGUAGCAUCCUCAGAUCCUCCUGCAGCUUCUUCAGAUCCUCCUGCAGCAUCUUCAGAUCCUGCAGCUUCUUCAGAUCCUGCAGCAGCGUCUUCAGAUCCUGCAGAUCUUCCUGCAGCUUCUUCAGAUCCUGCAGCAGCGUCUUCAGAUCCUGCAGAUCCUCCUGCAGCGUCUUCAGAUACUCCUGCAGCAGCAUCUUCAGAUCCUCCUGCAGCAGCGUCCUCAGACCUCGUCUCCAUCAGAUCCUCUAACAUCUACGAUGAUGAGAUCUGGGAGAACUCUCCUAUGGAAACUGACUUUAUUUAGAUUAAAGUGACACAUGUGAUGUUAAUACUUUGAAAUUAUUUUCUAAGGACUUUCUGAUUUUCUAUAAAGUUAUUUUGGAUUUUGUAAAAUGUUGUACACUGAAGAAAUUAAAACUUUUUUUUAUUAUCAUGAAUAAAUCACAUCUCAUUUACAAACACUUUUAGUUUUAAAUAUAAAGAUUAUCACAUUUGA